UUAAUUAGGCGACUGAUGCGGGAUUAAGUUGCAGUGACAGGCGGCCGUGAUAGAGCAGACGGCUGAAAUCCAGGAAUCUCUACACAGGAGAAGGCUACCUUACAGUGCAAACUUUGUUUGAGCUAGUAUGUUAGAUUUUUGACAGAAAUGAAGUCUCAACCGACAGUGGUCAUGCUUUUGGUAAACUAAAAACCCACCACAGCGACAUCUGGAUACUUGUAAAAAUGCACCACGGAGGAAAAUUAAUUUUGCUCACGUUUAGCAUCAUAAUAGGGAUUACAUGUAGUGACUCCAGAAAAUCACACAAGAUGAGCUCCAGCAGUGAGAAUGAGUUUGAGAAGAACAUGAAAGUCCUGAUAGAGAACAUCAGAUCUCUGUCUAAAGAAGAAAUAAGUGGAAAGACCCCACCAAACCUUCAUCAGACCAUGAGGAGAAUGGCAGCCCCCAGUGAAAGAAUCGCAAUUGACAGUACGAACAUAAACACAUACCUAACAGUAUUCAGCAGUUUAUUCACUGUGUACCAGCCAAUGCUGAUUGACAGCUUCAUUGAAACUCUCCCUCAGGCUUUAAUUUGCGUUUUGGCAGACCGACAGCAUUGUGGAUGGCAAGCAGAUUUAACAAGUACUGUUUCAUCUGCACUGAAUGAACAGUUAGUUUCAAUGAUCUCCUCUGUUAAAGCGCAAGCCUGCACUGCAACAUCUAGUCUGAGAACGCAGGACUCGACCACAGCUCAGUUAAACUCUCUUCAGGAGACGCUGAUGAAUGUUUUGUCCUCAGACCUCCCACUUCAACUGCUGUCAGACAGCUUUUUAGCCUUUUGGAAUAGUUUCAUGGACAUGGCAAUUCCACCUGCGAUGUCUCUAAUGUCUGAUUUCAUGUUGAAAGCGCUUCAGACUCCAGUGGAUUUUUUAAACCUUGGAUUACAGAUUGGCAUUAAGAUCCCUAACUUAGACCAGAGUACGGCAUGUCAACAAGGUGACCUCAAACAGCUUAUAAUGUGGUGCGCUUUGCACUCUCACUACAAGCAGAGUAAGGCCAAAGCCAAAGUGAACCACGAUUCAGAGCACUCACACUUCUCAAACUAA
Molecule: messenger RNA, 1085 nt
Organism: Danio aesculapii
Lineage: Eukaryota; Metazoa; Chordata; Actinopteri; Cypriniformes; Danionidae
Exons: 4
Coding region: 225-1085 (286 amino acids)
Source: RefSeq, a predicted model, not a curated record